This is a messenger RNA of Pelagomonas calceolata, 1992 nucleotides long. Lineage: Eukaryota; Pelagophyceae; Pelagomonadales; Pelagomonadaceae. The record is from the annotation of a GenBank genome assembly.
AAGAGAUUUUUGCCCGCAGCCGCAAUUCGGUGGCUUACGCUCGCUGCGCGCCCUUGCAGACAGCUGACGCAUUCGCCGCAGCCCGCAGACGACGAGGGUACCAAAAUUUUCGAGCCCUGCGCCUGGCGCGGCACACAAAGCGCUGACCCUGCGCACAGCGCGUGCGGCCCAAUAUUGACCGCGCGCAUUUGACAGCGCACCCGCGCCAAGCCACCGCGCGCGCAAAGGAUGAUGGCGCUCCGUCUCAUCAUCCUCGCUUCCCUAUGCCUCACACCGAACGCGCGCAUGUCGAAGGCCCACAAAAAGUCCAAAGAGUUGAAGGAGAAGGAGAAGCUCGCCGAACAGAAACGCAUCGUGGAGCGGUUGUACUACGCGCCCUACAAGUACUACGGGAGGCCUUUACAUUUACUCACGGACGUCGAGUGGGGAAACUUCGAACGAAGAUCGAGAAAACCGCGCGCGUGCGCAUUACCUACUAAUGUACCGGGCGACCCGAAGUUCUACCUCUUUUCCUAUUUACGAGAUGAUUCGCCCGGACUAUUGGCGCAUUUUCUGCGGUGGUAUGGUGCUGCUGGUAUUGAUUUCUCUCGAUCUCGCUUUGUCAUACAUGGUGUUAAAGUAGAACCAGGUAGUGCGACGGACGCCGAGAGAACCGCAAAAGUCUUCCGGGACUAUCGCGUACCUUCUGAGUCGUUGCGGUAUGUGUCUUCCUAUUCGUCGCAACUAAAAACUGCGGCCGUGAAUGAGUACUUACAAGAGUUACCCCUAGAGGCGUGGCUGGUGUACCCGGACCUAGACGAGUUCUUCGCCUACCCCUGCUACUGGGGCGGUAGGGUAUUACCGCUCGUGGACCAUAUGGCUCGACAGUCGGUGGACGGCCCGAUGGCGGCUUCUAUAGUCGCAGAUACUUCAUUACCAGAAUUCGCUUGGUUGCGACAGUUGGCGGCGACGACGCCCCAUUACCGGGACGCGCCCUGGCACCCUAAUAGGCAAAGACCCGCUGAUUUUGUGGGUGGCGAGAUGUAUGAUAGGAUCGCGCGCACAUGGAGGUUAGAAGAAGUCGUACCACCACCUGCUCCCUUCUCGCCAUCACGAUGGACGGACGCGGACAUUGGCGCUCGUAGUAUCUUCCACCAGUACCCCCAUUCUUUGAGAGCCACUGGUUGUUUAUUGCACGCGCGGCCCUUCAAGCACGUCUUGACUUCCGCCGGCUGUAAAGAUGAUGAGGGCAAGCUCGUGUACCGUCAAAAGUUCGAAUCUUCGCAUUUAACCGGAUGCUACGACGGCGAGAAUAAAGUAGAGCGGAAGCCUCAGUUACAUGAAACUCAAUUAGCCUUUGCCCACUUCCGGUUCACGUCCAAUGCCUCCCAAGCUCUUAGCGAUAAGCGGAAGGCCUAUGAGACAGCCGCCGAACAAUUCAAGAAGCAACAUGCUGAUCUAGAUAUGAAGACGGCGCCACCUGCUUUGAAGGCGGAGUUGGCUAACCUGAACCACGCGCAAAAGACGUACCAAGCGCAGCAGUUGUUAUUUGAAACUGAUCAAGGGUUGUUGGCCUUCCGGGAUGCGGUGCAGUUAGUGUUAUUGUUGGACUGCAACCAGGACCGACCUCUCCCGAAAGUCGACGAAAGGACGGGCGAGCAACCUCCGAUGUUGUACGGGCCCCAGACUUCCGGGAGGCUGGAAGAUUCGAAGCGGAAGGCUUUACUCGCGCUGUUGGCUACUACUGAUGCGGAAAGGGCUCGUAAGCUGGCCAAUGCGUUAUUCACGGCCUACUACCCGCCCGCGCGGAACCUGACCAAGUCCAAUAUAUUGAACAAGCGCCUGGCGGCCUACCAGUACGACGGCCGUUCUCGAGACUUCCAGCGGUCCCAUAUUAAAGGCAGGGGGCAGACCGGGUUGUGAUUACUCCACGGGGGACUUCGCGCCUUCGACCGCCGUCGAGACGAGCGCGAGGCGACCGCUCCCCCCCACAGUCGACGGGACAUGUUAUGA